AUGCGUCAGCAGGACUUUUCACAGGCAGCUGCCAAGCUUGCAGAAAAAAAAGCAGACUCCACUAGCGCCUUCGCCCAGCGCAGCAUUCAGCCAAACAAACGCUGCGGAGACUGUAAAGGGAGAUGCCUCGCUGCCCGGGAACCCCCCCGGAGCGUGGCGCUAAGCGACCCGUUCUUUAACGGCAGCCGCUCUUCGUGGAUGUCCUUCCCGCCCGUGGGCGUCAGGCGCAGGACGGAUGUGAAGAUGGAGUUUAAGACUUUGUCACCGGAAGGCAUCCUGUUCUACGUAGCGCAGCAUCUCAGCCCUCGAGCAGGUGACUUCUUCAGCGUGUCGCUGAGCGCCGGGUUCCUGCAGCUGCGCUACAACCUGGGCGACAGAACCGUGACGCUGCGUUCGGAGGAGCGGGUGGACAGAAACGGCGGCGCCUGGCACGCGGUGCGAGCGGGCAGAGCCGGACGCCGAGGAUACCUAGCGCUCGAUGGGAAAGAGGCGGAGGCCGAUUUUGAGGAGGGAAUGACGGCACUCGAUGUCGGAACGCACAUCUUUGUGGGGGGCGUUCCCGCUCUGGAUGCUGUCUCCAGAGGCGCCGUGGAGAACGAGCCCGCAGGAUUCAGCGGGUGCAUCCGCGAGGUCGUAGUGAACGGCCGCGAACUGGAGCUGACCGAGAAAGGGGCGUUGGGCGGCGCCGACGUCGAGGACUGCGACGGCACAGCGUGCGGCCACAGGGUGUGCAGGAACGGCGGCCGAUGCGACCCUGUGGGCACCGAGGCCUUCAGAUGCGCUUGUCCUCCUCUCUGGAGCGGCCCCACAUGCGAACGGUCGGUGUACUGCCUGAACAACCGUUGUCAGCACGGCGCCUCGUGUAUUCCUAACGUCACCGCGGCGUCGUACACAUGCGCGUGCUCUUUGGGAUGGGAAGGGAGGCACUGUGAGAUGAUGAGCGCCACGAUGGCUGCUAGCUUUGCAGGAAGUUCAUAUCUGAGAUACGUAGACCCUCAGUAUCAUCUAAGGAACCUGACCUACACCGAGGUUUCCUUUAAUUUCACCAGCAGUUCGAGCGACGGGCUGAUUCUGUGGAUGGGGAAGGCGGAAGAUGACGACGACGACUAUCUAGCAGUGGGUCUUCAAGACACCCAUCUGAAAAUUGGCAUCAAUCUUGGGGAAAGGAUUUCGGUCCCUUUUGUCCUGAGAAGCACUAGAGCGUGUUGUGAUCAAUGGAAGAGCGUGUCGGUCAUUCACAACAGGACGGUCAUACAAGUGUUCCUCGAUGGGGACAGGGUGCUCUUUGAGGACGUGGACCCUUACGAGACUUAUGUCGCCAUGAAUUACGGCGGUGUGUGUUACCUGGGGGGUUUCGAAUCGCACAGGCAGACAUGGGAAGUAACACACGGCUUGUUCUCCAAGGGUUUUGUAGGACAAGUGAGAGACUUGAACAUCUAUGGGGAGAAAGUGUACGGUUAA
This is a messenger RNA of Scleropages formosus (Asian bonytongue), 1461 nucleotides long. RefSeq names its product protein eyes shut homolog. Bases 1 to 1461 code for a protein of 486 amino acids. The record is from RefSeq and is a predicted model, not a curated record. Lineage: Eukaryota; Metazoa; Chordata; Actinopteri; Osteoglossiformes; Osteoglossidae. Gene Ontology annotation, molecular function: calcium ion binding. The transcript has 3 exons.